AUGGAUAUUCUCGUUGUUGUGUUGAAGCCACGAUCGGAAUAUGACUCGAUCGUAUUCCAUGAUUCGACUUUGUCGACAAGCUUCAUCGAUCAGCGGUGGAAAAUUGUUGGAUCAGGAUCGAUUCAUGAAUCGAGCUUGUUGGAGUUGAUGGGGACUUGUGCUGUGCUAGAUCUUCGACGAGAGGCAUCAGCGGCGGCCAUCACUGGGUUGCAGCGGAACAUUUUCUCGCAAGAAUUCCUACGCGAAUGCCUUGUUCCCGGCCUAUUUCGGAUUGCGAGUCCCGAUUAUCACGAGGACUCGAAAGAAUUGAGUGCUGAUGCUCAGGUGCGUUGA
This is a messenger RNA of Caenorhabditis bovis, 333 nucleotides long. The record is from the annotation of a GenBank genome assembly. NCBI's taxonomy places the organism in Eukaryota, Metazoa, Nematoda, Chromadorea, Rhabditida, Rhabditidae.